This is a messenger RNA of Galeopterus variegatus (Sunda flying lemur), 675 nucleotides long. RefSeq names its product dynein heavy chain 17, axonemal-like. The annotation marks the transcript as partial. NCBI's taxonomy places the organism in Eukaryota, Metazoa, Chordata, Mammalia, Dermoptera, Cynocephalidae. The record is from RefSeq and is a predicted model, not a curated record. The transcript is spliced from 6 exons.
AUGGAGCAGGUCGACUUCACAUCGCUCCCGACCUUCAUUGCCAAGGUGCUGGACACUAUCUGCUUCAUCUGGGCCACCUCCGAGCACUACAACACGCCCUCCAGGAUCAUUGUCAUUCUGCAGGAGUUCUGCAACCAAGUCAUCGAGAUGAUACGAACCUUCCUGAGCCCAGAUGAUGUGCUGAAAGGCUUGCAAGGGGAAGUAGAGGAGGUCCUGAACAGCAUCACCCUGUCCGUGAACGUGCUCAAGGAGCUCUACUGCACGUACGAUUUCUGCUGCGCGAACAUGAAGCUUUUCUUUAAGGACAAAGAGCCUGUGCCUUGGGAAUUCCCGUCAUCUCUUGCAUUUUCCAGAAUGAAUUCCUUCUUCCACCGUGUCCAGACCAUUGAGGAUCUCUAUAAAACAGCUAUCGAGUUUCUGAAGCUGGAGAAGAUCGAGCUUGGGGGCGUGAAGGGGAACAUCCUGGGGAACCUGGUGAAUCAGAUUUACGAGGAGGUCUUUGACCUGGUGAAGGUCUUUGCUGACUGCAGAUAUGACCCCUUGGACCCUGGAGAUUCUAGUUUUGACAAUGAUUACACCGAUUUUCAGAACAAAAUUCAAGAUCUGGAUAGGCGGCUGGCCACGAUCUUUUGCCAGACGUUUGACGACUGCAGCUCUAUUGAGUCCUCUGCAAAG